Messenger RNA from Trichomonas vaginalis G3, 798 nucleotides. RefSeq names its product calponin-homology domain, CH-domain family. The transcript has a single exon. Bases 1 to 798 code for a protein of 265 amino acids. NCBI's taxonomy places the organism in Eukaryota, Parabasalia, Trichomonadida, Trichomonadidae. The record is from RefSeq and is a predicted model, not a curated record.
AUGACUGUUUCUCAUGUACCAUUAAGAGACAUCAUCGGAAAGGAAAGGCUAUUACAAUCAAGGGAACUUCAAGAUCAAAUCAGCAAACAACAAUUUUCAUGGUUAAGUCGAACUUCUGGAGAAGAUGUUCACGAUUGGUCCAGAGUUUCUCAUGGUGAUAUAGUUUGUUUCAUAUUAUUUAGAAUGAGACCAGGAAUCAUAGAUAUUCAUCAAAUUACAGACGGAGUUGACAAAUUUUCUCGAGUAACAAAUUGGAAAAUAGUUAAUCAAGCAAUGAGGAAGUUAGGAAUGUGUUGGAAUUACAAUGAAGUUAAACUUGUACAAGAAGAUGUGCAAGAACUUUCUUCUGUAAUAAGAGCAAUAAAAAGAUGGGAAACUAGAAAUUUAGAUGAACCACUGGAACCUUUAACUCCCGAUGAGUGGGACGAUGAUGAGCUUCCUCCUUGGUUUUCUCAGCUAGCUGCCAAGAAAUUAGAAGAAAAGAAAUUAGCUGCUGGUGAAUCAAGUAUUAAGACUACGAAACAAACUACAAAGAAGGAUACUACACAUAGAAGAAUUAGAAAACAACAUAUAGAAAUGUUUUUGCAAAUGGGUGCAAAAGCACCAAAAGCAGUGCCUAGAGAAGUUCCGAUGUGGAAAGAUAAGCCUGCUUUUGAUAUUUGGGUUGUUGGAGCUCAAGAAAAAAGAUCGAAAGCAAGAUCUGCCUUAUUACAAAGAAGAUUUGAGACAUCUCAAUUGCAACAGACGCAACCUGAGUUUGAGGCUGAAGGAGAAUUUGAUCAAGCACAAGAUCAAUAA